CAGCUUCCGGCGCGGGCCGCGUUGCUGUGGAGAUGGGGGCGGGGCCGCAGACGCAGGGCGCGAAACCCCAGACUGCGGGCCUUUGCUACAACCUCUCUGGGGUCUGCUGAGGAGUCACCUCUCUCAGAGACCAAAAUGGAGAGGUCAGAAGAGGGCAUCGGAUCCCCAGAACUGGAGUUACAGUUAUAAGAGGAGGAUAAAAGGCUCUGGUUCAUCAAUAAUCUAGUCACAGAAAUAACAUAUCAACCAUUGGGUGAGUGUCCACCAACAGGAAUUACAGAGAAUGGAGAAGAAGAUUGGCUUCAGGUCUUUUAGGGAUGGCGUGGUUAAGAAACCUUGUUCUCCAAAGGCACUGCCCCUCAAAAAGUCUUCUGCCUUCUCUGGGAUCCAGAGGGAGUUAACUAGAAGCUGCCACUCCUCGUACUAUCAAUCCUCACAAAGUUGGACUCCACAGAGAUUACGAGAACUGCGUGUCAGGUGUGUGGCCAGAAAGUUCCUAUAUUUGUGGAUGCGAGUGACCUUUGGAAGAGUGACUCCUUCCAGAGCCAGGUUUUUCCAUGAGCAGAAAAUACUACGGAAGGUCUUUGGAGAGUGGAGGGAAGAAUGGUGGGUCUCCCAGAGGGAGUGGAAACUCUGCGUUCGAGCUGACUGUCACUACAGAUACUACUUGUACAACCUGAUUUUCCAGAACUGGAAGUCCUUUGUGUACCAGCAACGGGAGAUGAGGAAGAGGUUCCAAAGAGCCGAGCAUCAUGAUAUGAAACAGAAGAUGCGCCACGCCUGGAAGUCCUGGUUAAUAUACAUGGUUGCUCGUAGGACCAAAUUUCGCAUGAAGAGCACUGCUCUAGAGUUUCGGAGGCGGAGUGUCUUAUGUUUCUGGUGGAACAAGUGGAGGUGGCGACUAGGACGAGUCCACGCAGAGCAAGCUCUCCACGCAGCGGCCGUGAAGCACAGGGCCCUGAGCCUCCAGCUGCAGGCUUGGCUGCGAUGGCAAGAACAGCUUCUCAUUAGCCAGCGAGAGAGAAGGAAGGUGGCCACUGCUGUGAGACACCAUCAGCGCUGGCAGAAGCAGAGAACUUUGAAGGCUUGGCUUAAAUACCUCCGUAUCUGCAGGGUGAAGAGAUGGCAGAAUGAGAUGGCUGUACAGUUCCACCGCAUUACUGUGCUCCAGAUACAUUUCUGUGACUGGCAGUGGGCCUGGGAGUGGAGGCAGAGCUUGUCUGCCCACCAGGCCCUGGUGGCGAAGCUGGCCAGGAAGAUGGUCCUGCGAAGGGCCUUUGCCCACUGGAAGCACUACAUGCUGCUACAGGAAGAAGAGGCUGCCCAGCGUGAGGCAGCGGCAGAGCACCACCAACACUGCCUGCUGCAUUCUUGUUUUAGAGCCUUCAAAGACAACGUGACCCGGGCCCGACUAAAGCGAAUGAGAAAGAGCCUUGCUCACCAGCUGCGCGAUACUACACUGCUCCACAGGUUCUGGAACCUCUGGCAGUCUCGAGUUGAACAGAGGGAGGAGAGGGUACAGCCCCCCUCACUGCUUGCAGCCCAGAGCCACUACAGGAUGACAGUCCUACGCAAGUGUGUCAGGGUGUGGCUACAGUAUGUGCACAAGAGAAGAUGCCUGCAGUCACUGCAGGCCAGAGCACUCGGUCAUUUUCAGCAGCGAGCACUGCCUGCUGCCUUCUACACGUGGUACAGAGUCUGGCGAUGGCACCAGCAGAGACGGACCCUCCACACCAGAGCAGUGCGUUUUCACAGAGAGGCAUUAGAGAAGCAAGUAUUUGCUCUCUGGAGGCAGAAGGUGUCUCAGCAUCGAGAAAUCCGCUUGGCUGAGAGAAUGGCUAUGCUGCAGGCAGAGCAGCAGCUCUUGCGUAGGUUCUGGUUCGUGUGGCACCAGCGGGCAGCGGCGUGUCACCAGGAGCGACAGCGGCAAGCCAUGGCCAUUGCCCACCACCACAGCGGGCUGCUCAGGAGGGCUUUCUGCAUCUGGAGGGAAAGCACCCAAGGAUUUAGGAUGGAGAGGAUGGGCAGGGCACAGGCUUCACACUUCCACUCAGUACGGCUCCUGUGUUGGGCCUGGAGCAAGUGGAGGGAGGGCCUAGCUCUGAGGAUGGAGGAGCAGCAAAAGCUGAAGCGUGCAGCCCUGCACAGCCAGCGCACCCUGCUCCACAGGGCUCUGCAGAAGUGGCUGGUUUACCAGGACAGGAUGAGGAGUGUUCUUCAGGAGGUUGCAGCCAGGGAAAGACAGCACAACAGGCAGCUGCUGUGGUGGGUGUUACAUCGCUGGAGAGAAAACACCAUGGCCCGUUUGGAUGGGGCCAAAAAAACCUCUCAAGCUAGAGUCCACUACAACAGGACUCUGUGCUCCAAGGUCCUGGUCCAGUGGCGGGAGGUUACAUCAGUGAAGAUAUAUUACCGACAAAAGGAGGCAGCUGCCCUCAGGGAGGCCCGGAAAGCACUGGACAGGGGUCGUCUCCGGACCUGGCUUCAGCGGUGGCAGGUCUGCAGGCAGAGGGAGGCUCAGCAGACAUUCCGGCUGCAACAGGCGGCUCAGCAUCACCGCCGGCAGCUGCUAGCGGGAGCAAUGGCCAGGUGGAAGGCGUACCAUCUGUGUUGUGUCAGGAAAAAGUUUCUGCAGAGGCAAGCUGCCCAGCUCCUGGCACAGAGACUCGGUCGGGCCUGUUUCUGCCAGUGGAGGAAGCAGCUGGCAGUCAGGAAGCAAGAACAGUGGGGCACAGCCAGGGCCCUGUGGUUCUGGGCCUUCUCCCUACAGGCAAAGGUGUGGGCUGCAUGGCUGGGCUUCGUACUUGAGAAGAGGAGGAAGAAGGCACGGCUGGAGCAGGCUAUGCAAGCCUACCACCAGCAGCUCCUGCAGGAGGGGGCCACGCGGCUUCUGCGCUUCACGGCUGGCAUGAAGGCGCUCCGGCAACAGCUCCAGGCCCAGCAGCAGGUCCAGGCAGCCCACAGCCUCCACUGUGCAGUCCGCCACUGUGCUGAGCUCUGGAAGAAGAAGGUACUCGGUCCAGACAAGACUUCUCAACCUCCAGCACCCAUCGCAUUCAGCAGAAGAGUGACGUUUAAGGAUUUCUCUCUCUCUGGACUUGCUGCUGAGGCUGGAGAUGCUCCCCUGUCUCAGGGCGUCCUGGGAAGUUUGGCAGUAGCUGCUGGAGAGCCCUUCAUCCCAGAACUCAAUGAGGCCCGCCCAUCACGGAAACAGCCUCGACGUCCGUCCUUCCUGCUGGAGCGUGUGCAGAGCCAGAGGUCCCCAGAGCGGUGCACCCUCGGGGAGCAGCAGUUACAGAAGACCCCAGAAAAGGGUCAGAGUAUGGCUCCACCAGGAGGCUCUUCCCUGACGCGACCCUUCCUACCAGUGGUGCGGCCAAAUGUUUCUGGUCCGAAGCUGCCUCCUACAGCAAGCCCAGGCCUGGAGCUGUUGCCUCCUUCCUCAUUCAUGCCCCAUGGGGUGAGGGACGCUGCCAGGGUGUCAACAAAGCCCAGCAUCUCUGGACCUCAACCUUGGGGUUGCCCAUCCUUAACCAGGGACCCUGAUCCCCAUCUUCUGCUCCCUGGAGAUUCCACAAGCACCAGGACUGGGCCUGGUUAUGGCUCUGAGACUACAGGCCACACCGAGCUUGAGGCCGAGUUGGAGGGCAUCCAGCAGCAGUUACAACACUACCAAACCACCAAGCAGAACCUUUGGUCAUGCCAGCGACAAGCCAACAGCCUGCGUAGGUGGCUGGAGCUAAGCCAGGAGGAGCCAAGCUGUGAGGACCUCCAUCUAGAAGAGCAGGUGAAAACAGAACUGGAGGAGGUGGAACUACAGAUCCAGCAGCUGGCUAAGGAGCUCGAGGCCCAGCGGCAGCCUGUCGGUACAUGCAUUGCUCGUGUUCGGGCCCUGAGACGGGCUCUGUGCUAGUGGGCUUGCCCCUAGGGUAAGGAUACCCAACCCUCAACAACAAAACACAAAGCUACAAUAGUUUUUUGUUUAAUCUCAAAAUGUCUUGCAAUUAAAUGAAUUACUGUUCA
Rattus norvegicus (Norway rat) is the source of this 4023-nucleotide messenger RNA. RefSeq names its product SFI1 centrin binding protein (gene Sfi1). Gene Ontology annotation, molecular function: phosphatase binding. Gene Ontology annotation, cellular component: centriole. NCBI's taxonomy places the organism in Eukaryota, Metazoa, Chordata, Mammalia, Rodentia, Muridae. The record is from RefSeq and is a predicted model, not a curated record.